AUGGCCCUGUCCAUUCAACUUGCAACCUUGAUAUCUUUACUUGUGCAAAGUAUUCUCUAUGGUAUUUUUUGCAUGUUGUUCAUUGCAUCAACUUACGUCCUGAAACAACGUCAAAAAGCACAUGUCAGCAUAAGUCGUCCUAUAGCCGUGGCAGGUCCAAUCAUGUUCGUGCUCGCAUCUGCACAUAUUGCCACAAUCUUUGUCCGAAUAGUCCAAGCCUUUAUACGGGAACCGGACAAGACGGGACAACAAGCCGUACUCAAUGCAACGAGCUCUGUAUCUUACGUGAUUAAGACUACGUUAUAUAUGGCCCAAACAGUCUGGGUCGGCGAUGGAUUCAUGGUGUAUCGGCUCCAUAUCGUCUGGAACGGCGAUAAACGUGUGAUGAUACCAAUGUACAUUGCCCUCGUAGCGAGCAUGGCAACAAGCAUCGCAUCUCUUCAUGCCUGUGCGACAGACGUCGUUAUAGACGUGUUUGGACUGCAAAAAUGGGGAUAUGCUACGUAUAGCAUGACCUUAGGAGUCAAUUUCUCUGGGACAUCGUUAAUUGCUGCCCGGAUAAUGUGGAAUGAAAAGAAUGUUCGAAGGAUCACUGUUCAGGGUCAAAGUACGCUAGCAGCAGCGUUAGUUAUCAUAGAAUCUGGGGCCAUAUACUCUCUUGGAACAAUCGUUCUCCUCAUCUUUUUCCGUUCGGGGAACUAUAUUCACUAUGUCUUUGGUGAAGCGCUUGUUCAGGUAGUGGGAAUCGUAUUUUCCAUGAUCAUUUUACGGAUCGGUCUUGGAAUGUCGUUUCAAGAUACGUAUUCGACAACACUGACCCGAAACCCCACUGGUAGGCCCUCAGGGGUAGGCCACCCAUUGUCUCAAAGCCUCACUGUGCCGUCUCCUGCCUUGGCAAUUAAUGUAUCAAAGGUCACUCAUACUCACUCUGACCGAGGUUACACAAAAGAUCAUAGGUUGGCCGCUUCCGAUGAAGCUUUGCAGUUAUCAUAA
Messenger RNA from Coniophora puteana RWD-64-598 SS2, 993 nucleotides. RefSeq lists its product as uncharacterized. The transcript is spliced from 8 exons. NCBI's taxonomy places the organism in Eukaryota, Fungi, Basidiomycota, Agaricomycetes, Boletales, Coniophoraceae. The record is from RefSeq and is a predicted model, not a curated record. Bases 1 to 993 code for a protein of 330 amino acids.